Physella acuta is the source of this 4747-nucleotide messenger RNA. Its product is annotated as structural maintenance of chromosomes protein 1A. Gene Ontology annotation, cellular component: nucleus; chromosome; cohesin complex. Gene Ontology annotation, molecular function: ATP hydrolysis activity; ATP binding; DNA binding. NCBI's taxonomy places the organism in Eukaryota, Metazoa, Mollusca, Gastropoda, Physidae. Gene Ontology annotation, biological process: sister chromatid cohesion. The record is from RefSeq and is a predicted model, not a curated record.
CCGGUAAAAUAAUAAACACAUCAAGUCUUCUUGGCGGGGGUAAAAAAUUGAUACUGAAAUUUAGUGUACACAUUAAUAUAUUAAUUUUCCAAAACUAUUUGCAGAUAUCAAUGUUUGCAUUUUUAUUUUGGUAUAUUGAUUGACCUUAAAUAUCUAAAAAUGCCUGGAAUGUUGAAAUAUAUUGAAGUUGAAAACUUCAAAUCUUACAAAGGCAAGCAGAAGAUCGGUCCCUUCAAAAAGUUCACCGCAAUCAUUGGCCCCAAUGGAUCAGGAAAAUCCAAUCUUAUGGAUGCCAUCAGUUUUGUGAUGGGAGAAAAAACAACAAACCUCCGUUCCAAAAGACUUGGUGAUCUUAUUCAUGGUGCACCUAUUGGUAAACCGGCUUCAAAUCGAGCUACAGUGACAGCAGUUUAUGGUGAAGAAGAUAGUGAUCGUGAGAUGCACUUUCAGAGGAUAAUCAAUAAUAAUACAUCUGAGUACAGGAUUGAUGGACAUACUGUGACAUCACAACAGUAUAAUGAAGCACUGGAAAGAAUUGGAAUUCUGAUCAAAGCAAAAAACUUCCUUGUAUUUCAAGGUACAGUAGAGAGUAUAGCAAUGAAAAAUGCAAAGGAAAGGACAGCAAUGUUUGAAGAUAUUUGCAAAUCUGGUGAAAUGAAAGAAGAGUAUGAGAGAGCUAAGGCGGAGAUGUUGAAAGCUGAGGAAGACACACAAUUCAACUUAAACAAGAAAAAAGGAAUUGCAGCCGAAAGGAAGGAGGCUAGGCUGGAGAAGGAGGAGGCGGAACGUUAUCAGAGAUUAAAUGAGCAGCUGGUUGAAAAACAACUAGAGCUAGCUUUGUUCAAGCUAUUUCACAAUGAAAAAGACAUUGAAGAAAUAUCUGAAGAACUGGCAAAGAAAACUCGUGUACUUGAAAAGGAAAAUAAAAGACGUGAGAAGAUUGAAACUGAGAUAAAGGAAAAGAAAAAAGAACAGGGCACAAUUAGUCGAGAUUUGGCUAAGUUGGAGCAGCAAAUCAAAGAAUCUGAAACCAGUCUCAACAAGAAAAGACCACAGUAUAUUAAGGCUAAGGAGCAGACCUCUCACAUGACCAAAAAGCUGGAUGCAUCUAAAAAAUCACUGAAGCAGGCUAUUAAGAAACAUGAAAAUCACAACCAAACAUUGUCAGAAAUCCAAGAGCAGCUUGAUGAUGUGAUGCACAAACAGAAGGCUUUUGAAGCCGAAUUAGAGGAGGAAUCUCAGUCGCAGGGGAGGUCACUCCAGCUGGAAGAAAGCCAAGUCCAACAGUACAACAGGUUGAAGGAGGAAGCAGGCAGACGAGCGGCUGAAUACAUGCAGGAGUUGGACGCCAUCAUCCGAGAUCAGAAAAUGGAGCAGGACAGGCUAGACAGCUGCCUGAGAGACAUCGCCACCUAUGAGUCUAAACUGAAACAGAAACAGCACGAGCUAGAGGAGAACAAGAAUCGUGUUUCUAAGCUAGAAGAUUACAUCACGACCAGUCGAUCAGCACUGGAAGAUCAAAAGAAAGUUGAACAAGAGCUAGCCAAAGAUGUGAAUGAAUCCACCUACAGAAUUGAUGAAAUAAACAGAGAGCUUGAGAGUAUCACCAUGCAAUUGGGAGAAGCUAAAGUGGACAGGCAAGAGUCCUCCCGUGCCACAAGAAAAGCUGAACUCAUUGACACCUUGAAGCGCCUAUAUCCUGGUGUUCAUGGCCGCCUGAUUGACCUGUGUGAGCCAAGCCACAAAAAGUACCAGAUUGCCAUUACAAAAGUGUUAGGCAAGCAUAUGGACUCAAUUGUUUGUGACACUGAGAAAACCGCCAAGGACUGCAUUCAGUACAUGAAAGAGCAGCGCAUUGAGCCGGAGACAUUUUUACCUUUGGAUUACCUGGAAGUGGGGCAAAUCAAUGAAAAAUUAAGAGACAUCAGAGACCCAAAGAAUGUAAAGCUGGUGAUUGACGUCAUCCAUUAUGAUCCACCUGUCAUUAAAAAGGCCCUGUUGUUUGCCUGUGGUAACGCUCUAGUGUGUGAGACUGUCGAGGAUGCUCGGCGUGUUGCAUUCGGAGGAGUUGAGAGACAAAGGUCUGUGGCUCUAGAUGGCACAAUCUUCAAUAAGUCUGGUAUCAUCUCUGGUGGUGCAAGUGACCUGAAGGCCAAGGCCAGGAGGUGGGAUGAGAAGAGCUUGAGCCAGCUGAAGACCAAGAAGGAGAAGCUGAUGGAGGAGCUGAAGGAGCAGCAGAAGAAGAAGAGGAAGGAAUCUGAGCUGAACACCAUCAGGUCACAGAUCAAAGGCCUAGAGACACGCCUCAAGUACAGCGUCACAGACUUGGAGAACACGAGGAACAGGACCAUAAGACACAAUGAGAACCAGAUAGCUGAGUGUCAGAUGAAGAUUGAGAAAGCUAUGCCUGACCAACAGAAGCUUGAGAGAAGCAUUGAUGCCAGGGAAGUGGACAUCAAGCAGUUAAGAGAUGAAAUGAAUCGUGUUGAAGAUGCGGUUUUCAAAGAUUUUUGUGCUGUUAUAGGUGUUCUUAAUAUCAGGCAUUAUGAAGAGAGAGAACUGAGAGCACAGCAAGAGAGAGCCAGGAGGCGGAUGGAGUUUGAGAACCUGCGCCACAAACUUGAGAACCAGCUGGAGUGUGAGAAAUCCCAGGACACAGAAGAAAUUGUGAAGAAGUGGCAAGAGACAGUUCACCAUAACGAACAGGAAGUUGAAACUGUUAAAGAAGAGGAGGCUCGUCAAAUGCAGAUCAUAGAAGAGGAGAUGCAGCGGCAAGAGAGGCUGAAGCAGAACAAGCUGACCUACAAGUCCCAAGUGGACGACAUGGAGGCUGAGAUCAAUGAGGUGCGCAAGAGACUGACCGUCCAGCAGAAGGAAAUCGCUGGAGUGCAAAAAAACAUCAACCAGAUGGAGGUCAAGCUGGAGCAGAGGAGGGCAGACAGGCACAGUUUGCUGAAAAGUUGUAAGAUGGAGGAUAUCAGGGUCCCCAUGAGACAAGGCUCUAUAGAUGACAUAACAGAAGGAGAUGCUGUUGAUGGGAGCCAGGACACGCCCAUGGACUCUAUGAACAGUCAGGGAGCUAAAGCAAUCUAUGAGAGGGAGGCUGCUCUAGAGAUAGACUACUCAUUGUUGAGUGAGGAGUAUAAAGAGCUUGACUCUGGAGAAGAAGAGAGAGCAGCUCAGCAAACCAUGUCCAAAGCAAUAUCAGAUCUGCAGACCACUUUACAGAAAAUUAAUGCUCCCAAUAUGAAAGCUAUGGAGAAGCUAGAUGGAGUCAAAGAGAGAUUUCAAGAAACCUCGGAAGAGUUUGAGAAUGCAAGGCGAAGAGCAAAAUCUGCUAAAACAGCAUUUGAGAGGAUCAGGAAAAAACGCUAUGACACUUUCAUGCAUUGUUUUGAUCAUGUCUCCAUUAAAAUUGAUGAAAUCUACAAAUCUCUAGCCAGGAACCAGUCGGCCCAGGCAUUUUUGAACCCAGAGAACACAGAAGAGCCGUACUUGGACGGCAUCAACUACAACUGUGUGGCCCCGGGCAAGAGGUUCCGACAGAUGGACAACUUGUCUGGAGGGGAGAAAACUGUGGCAGCUCUGGCACUGCUCUUCUCAAUCAACAGCUACCAACAGUCACCUUUCUUUGUACUGGAUGAGAUUGAUGCAGCCUUGGACAAUACAAACAUUGGAAAGGUGGCAGCCUACAUCAGAGAGCAGUCUGGGAAAAGUUUCCAGUGUAUUGUAAUCUCACUGAAAGAAGAGUUCUACAACAGAGCUGAUGCUCUCAUUGGUAUUUAUCCUGAGCAAGGUGAUUGUGUUAUCAGUAAAAGCAUGACCCUAGACCUGACAGAGUACCCUGACCCACAUGCACAUGAACAUGAUGAGAAUUAUUUCCCUCGAUAGUUCAUUUUUGUCAUCAUAUUAACAUGUCAUUAUCAUGCAUUUUCAUCAAAACUUGUUCUUUUUAUCAUCAAAGAUAUUUUGUCACCAAAUUGUCAUAAAAAAUAGCCCAACUUUCCAUGAGCAUGUCAUUAUUAAAAUCACAAAUUUUCAUGUCAUAAUAUGUCAACACUUGUCAUUGUUGCCAUCAUUGUCAUCUGCAUGUCAUAAAAUUCAUAACUUGUCAUGUCAUGAAUUUUAUAACUUGACAUUACAACUUUCAUUAACCUCAUCAUAUCAUAAACAACAUUCUGUCAACUUGUCAUCAGGUCACCUAUUCUCACCAUUAUAGUCACUCAUCUUUCAAUGUCAGCAUAGUUAUUAUCAGUGUCAUCUUAUCAAUGUCAUCUUAUGUUUACAUGUUUUAACAGCAGCAAACCCAUAUAAUGUGAAAUACAUUUUAAUAAUGAAAUUUUAAAUGUUAAAAAAAAUAUCCCUGCUGUUCAGAUUAUUUGUUGUUGUUGGUGAAGUAGCAGUACAAAAUAAAUGACUGGAAUGAAUGUUAGUUUAGAGGGCAAAUGAAACUAUUUAACUACUUUGUUGACUUCUGUUUUCCUGCUUGCUCUUCUGUUGUAGUCGUCCUAACCAAUAGCCAUAGGGGACAUUACCCAUAUGUAUGGUAUGUAGCUGUUGUCUUCAAACUCCUAUAUUGGAAGUUAAGAAGAUUUGGUUUUCUCCUAUUUAUUCAUUGUGUCAGAAUUUUUCAUUUGAUGUAAAUAUAGAUUUUAAAUUUAAUGGUUAAUGUUAGCAUUUCUAUUUUGUUCAUAUUUAGUUCAUUUUAAUAUGUAACUCAAUACAUUUUACUGUAAACAAAACUGGU